Ostrea edulis (European flat oyster) is the source of this 1042-nucleotide messenger RNA. RefSeq lists its product as uncharacterized. The coding region runs from base 154 to 816 and encodes 220 amino acids. NCBI's taxonomy places the organism in Eukaryota, Metazoa, Mollusca, Bivalvia, Ostreida, Ostreidae. The transcript is spliced from 2 exons. The record is from RefSeq and is a predicted model, not a curated record.
GCAUAAACACUGAGCUGACAGUCGACAGUCUGACUCGGUGACUCAGACUAAUUUCGUAAUUAUAUUAUAUACUACAUAUGGUUGCACCAGGCUGAAUAUCUAUGUCUACAAACUGAUUUAUGGUUUAUUCAUUUACGGCAUACCAUUUUAAGCAUGUCCAACCAGUAUCCGAUAAAUGUGAAGGCAAGUGCCUACAGUGAAGAGAUAGGUACACUACACAGAGAAAUAGCCAUUUAUGGCAUGAAUAAAGAAUGGGAAAAUCUUCUGGAAAAAGUGGAUGAUGACCCCAAUUUGGCCAAUUCCUGUACACUCGUUGAGGAAAAUAUCCAACGCACCAUGAACACGCCACUUCAUUAUGCUGCCCUUGGAUCCGCUCCUUUGGAGGUGUUCAAGAAAUUGUUGGAAAUAGGUUCAGCCAAAAGUCUUAAAAAUUCUGCUGGCGAAACCGCUUAUGAUAUUGGGGUAAAAUCACAACUUCCUCAGGACAUAUUAAAACUCAUUGAAAUUCCUAAAGAGAUUAAACAGAAAGAAAACACCAUAAAGAAACUUGAGGAAGGUUUACAUAAAGUGAUUCUGAGUAGAGUGGAGGAUCUUAUUAAAAAAAACGAUCAGGCACUACCACAAGUCGCAUAUUUGUUUGAGAAAGGUGAUUUCUACUACCCAGUUCCUGGGAUGUAUGGCGGAUUCAACGUUGAGAAAGAUGAAGACAGGGGUAUUCAAGCCUCGAGCUGGAUUCGAGUAUGUGGGGGAAGUGGGCAACGCCAUGAAAUUGACAACGAGGGUAAUGUAAAACUUGCAGAGGAGGGAUUUGUGUGAGAUUAAAGCAAGCAGUCUUUGUCCAUCUAUAAAUCUGUGAAAAUCUCUUUUUCCUUGAUCGAGUAUUUAUGUUCUCCCUUUAGUACUUUUACUGACUUUUAACCCUUUUAAAAUAAUUCUUGAAAUGUAUUCAUUUAAUGAUUUAUGGACACGUGCAAUUUCUAUAUACAUUGUCAUAUUAGAUAUUGUUCGCACAUUCUAAAAAUUAUAAAUCAUUUUAAACUGA